GGCUGUCGGCUGUCGAACCCAGGGUCCCACCUGUGUCCCCACAGCCCUGUCACAAAUCCCUGUAGGACUCUGGGAGGGACCGCCUCGGCUCUGCGGGCCGGCUGCGGCUCAGCGGUGGAGGACUCUCCCUUCCUGCUCCAUCCCCGGCUGGGCCUUGGGGCGGAACUGAUGACCCUUGAUGAUGUGGUUGGGGACUUCAGGAAAGAGUGGGUUACCUGAACACUGCUUAGAGAAUCCUCUUCAGGGAUGCCACCAAGCUCAGUUAGAAGAAUGUACUCUCAAAGGGAUUUCUGGCCCAAGUAUAAUCUCCCAGCUGGAGCAGAAAGAAGAGUCAUGGGUCCUACCACUUCAGAACUUUGAGGCAAGGAAAAUCCUGUGGGAAUGUCACACAGACUUUGAGCAUCAGGUGGCAAAACUCAAUCAGGACACUUCUGAAACAGCAGAACAAUGUGGAGCAUCCUCAGAACGGACCCCCCAAAACGCUUCUCCUACUCCUUGUUGGGGAGGAAAGUGGGAGAGGGACCUGAAAUUAGAAGGGCAACAUGGAACCCUUCUAGGAGUGGACCAGCAGGUGCCCUUUUCACAAGAGAGGGAUUUAAACAAGCUUCUAGAUGAAUAUGUGGGAAAGAAGCCUAUGUGUGCAGAAUGUGGGAAAAGUUUUAACCAGAGUUCCUGUCUCAUAAGACACUUGAGAACCCAUACUGGUGAGAGGGCUUACAAAUGCGUCGAGUGUGGGAAAGGCUUUAAGCUGAGCUCAGACAUCAUCAGUCAUCACAGAACACACACAGGAGAAAAGCCCUAUCAAUGCAGUGGGUGUGAGAAAAAAUUCAGCGACAGCUCAACACUCAUCAAACAUCAGCGAACCCACACUGGUGAGAGACCCUACAAGUGCCCGGAGUGUGGGAAGAAUUUUGGUCGCAAGCCACACCUCCUAAGGCAACAAAGAACCCACACAGGAGAGAAGCCCUACCUGUGCCUCGAAUGUCAUAAAAGCUUUAGUCGAAGCUCAAAUUUCAUCACUCACCAGAGGACCCACACGGGGGUGAAGCCUUAUAGGUGUAAUGACUGUGGGGAGAGUUUUAGCCAGAGCUCAGAUCUGAUUAAGCACCAAUGAACCCACACAGGAGAAUGGCCCUUUAAAUGUCCCGAGUGCGGGAAAAACUUCAGAGAUAGUUCUCAUUUUGUAGCUCACAGGAGUACGCAUUCAGGAGAAAGACCUUUCAGCUGUCCUGACUGCCACAAAAGCUUCAGUCAGAGCUCGCAUCUGGUCACACACCAGAGAACACACACAGGUGAGAGACCUUUCAAGUGUGACAACUGUGAGAAAGGAUUUUCCGAUAGCUCUGCCCUCAUUAAGCACCAACGGAUCCACACAGGAGAAAGACCCUACAAAUGUGGCGAGUGUGGGAAGAGCUUCAGUCAGAGCUCCCACUUCAUUACCCAUCAGCGAAUCCACUUAGGAUACAGACCCUAUCGAUGUCCUGAGUGUGGCAAGACCUUCGAUCAGUGUUCCCAUUUUCUCACACACCAGAGAAGGCAUACGGGCGAAAAGCCUUUUCAUUGUAGUCGAUGUGACAAGAGCUUCCGUCAGAAAGCGCAUCUGUUAUGCCACCAAAACACCCAUUUGAUUUAGGAAAUAGUUGUUAAUAGUUCUGCUGCUCCCUUCCAAAUUUCCACUUCUAUCUUUAAGUUCCCCAAACAGAGAAAACCUGAACUUUAGUGGCUCAAGUGGGCCUCGACCUGUUCUCCCUUCCUUUCCUAUGAACUUAUAGAGUUCAAAUAAUGUUCUGAGCACAAAAAGGUAGGCCUUCAGUGUGGAGAGAUGUGAGUUUAAUGAUUGAUGCUUGGUUAUUGAAUGAGAAAGGAGAGAAAUGUGGCCUAGAGAACCCAUGUAAAUCACUAGUAUGGUGCCUGGCACAAAGUUGGUACUCAAUAAACAGUCACAUUACCAUGA
This is a messenger RNA of Carlito syrichta (Philippine tarsier), 1954 nucleotides long. It is a transcript of the gene ZNF774, whose product is annotated as zinc finger protein 774. Gene Ontology annotation, biological process: regulation of DNA-templated transcription. The record is from RefSeq and is a predicted model, not a curated record. Gene Ontology annotation, molecular function: DNA-binding transcription factor activity, RNA polymerase II-specific; RNA polymerase II cis-regulatory region sequence-specific DNA binding. NCBI's taxonomy places the organism in Eukaryota, Metazoa, Chordata, Mammalia, Primates, Tarsiidae.